This is a messenger RNA of Branchiostoma belcheri (Belcher's lancelet), 1303 nucleotides long. RefSeq names its product chymotrypsinogen A-like. Bases 18 to 905 code for a protein of 295 amino acids. The record is from RefSeq and is a predicted model, not a curated record. The transcript has 6 exons. Gene Ontology annotation, biological process: proteolysis. NCBI's taxonomy places the organism in Eukaryota, Metazoa, Chordata, Leptocardii, Amphioxiformes, Branchiostomatidae. Gene Ontology annotation, molecular function: serine-type endopeptidase activity.
UAUAAAUACCGGCGCCAAUGCCAGGUUCUUUCAUCACUCCGAAAGCCGAUUCUACAAGGUGUUGUGAGUCUCCAAGCAAGAUGAUCUGGCUUCUGUGUGUCCUUUCUCUGGUGUCUUACGCCAAGGCCCAAUCCUGCGGCACGCCCGCCAUCUCGCCGCUCAUGACGAAACGGCUGGUGUACGACUUCGCUUCGGAGCGAAUCGUUGGCGGACAAGAGGCCAACCCGCACAGCUGGCCCUGGCAGGUGUCUCUCCAGACUUCUUCAGGCUUUCACUACUGCGGCGGUUCCCUUCUGAACUCCGAGUGGGUCGUCACCGCGGCUCACUGUGAUCCCAGCAUCACCGACGAUUACGUCAUCCUGGGGGAACACGACAAGGGCGGCGGCUCCGAGGCCAUCCAGCGCCUGCGCAUCGCCGGGAAGUUCUGCCACACUCAGUACGACUCCAACACCAUCGACUACGACAUCUGCCUGCUGAAGCUGGCCACCCCCGCCGUUAUGGGUGAGACCGUCCACCCCGUGUGCGUGGCUGAGUACGGGGACGAGGCGUCCUUCCCUGCCGGAAUGCGCUGCAUGGUGUCUGGCUGGGGACUGCUUCGUUCCACCAGCCAGUUCACCCCUGACCAGCUGCAGCAGGCUGAGCUGCCCCUGGUGGGCACGCCGGCCUGCUCGGACGCCUGGCCCGGCUACAUCACGGACAGGAUGAUCUGCGCCGGGGCCGAGGGGACGUCUUCUUCCUGCAUGGGUGACUCUGGCGGCCCGCUGGUGUGCCAGAAGGACGGCGCCUGGACCCUGGUGGGAGUUGUGUCCUGGGGAAGCUCCCGUUGUCACACCACGCUGCCGGGCGUGUACGCGCGCGUCACCGACCUCCGCCAGUGGAUGGACAACACCAUGUCCCGCAACUAAACCUGCGUCACUCCAUAGCCUCCAUAGCAUGCCAAAAACUGGGGGUUUUGGGGUCUUCAGUGUCUUUGGGAUCUUUUAUGUGCUAUGUUCUGAUUGCAUAUAAACAAGAUAGCCCGCCUGGUUGAAUAACCCCUGUUUUUGACUGGGCAUCAGAAAACAGCCGAAGACCACCAACCCUCCAGUAUAAAAUAAGCCUGCUACGGAGGCUAGUCACUCCACUACAUGUACAUCUAGCUCUCCUGGUAGACUACCAACAAUAUCGGGAGUAUACCCCCCCCCCUCCCUUACACAUGGCUGAAACAUCUGUUUCAACCAGGGGAGGGGAGGCAGAGGAAGAGCUAAAUGAGCACUCGUUUGAAAAUGAUUUAUACCUGAAAUUAGUCACAAUAAAAAUGGAU